AUGGGGCGAUCUAAAUCUAUUGAAGGUAGCAGCAGCCAAAAUACAGAUUCUCAGGAUACCUUUGACAAAGACAUUGAUGGGCUAACAAAUUUAAAGUCUCUUGACAAGAAGCAUCGUCGUCGAGAGUCCAGUUCGUCGGCCGAAACACAGAACACGAAAAAAUCCACAAAAAUGCCGAAGCCGUGCAUCAGUGACGAGGUUUUCCUCAAGGCGGAAAGCAGUUCGGACAACGCGUCUGUUGGAGACAGCGAUGGGGGAUACGAAGCUGAAGAGCUUCCACCCGUCACGUUGUCAGGUUUGAACGGAGACAGCGUGAGUCUCCUCGCCAAAGACGAUCUGCUUGAAGAGAGCGAUUCGUCCAGCUCGCACGUUAAAAGCUCACAGGAUGGCAAAAAGAAUGAAUCUGAAGAUGGCAAUUUAAAAUCCAAGUCUCGUCGCAAGCUGGCCAUAUCAUCUGAUUCUGAAGCCGGUUCCUCUCGCAAGAAGGACAGGGACGUGAAGCUGAGCGACUUCGAAGACUCUGAAGACGACUCCGAGCCUAAGAAGACCAAGAGGAAGAAGAAGGGCAGCGGCAGCGACGGCUCGGACGGCUCCUCCGCUGACGAGAGUAAGAAGAAACGUCGUCGCAUAAAAAAUGUGGACGAGAGCGAUGGUUCAGGAUCAGAGACGGAAACUGAAGGUAGAAAUAAACACGGGAGAAAAAAUAUACGGAAGGUCAUGAGUAAAAAUCAAUUGGAGGAGGCGACUAAAAAAGCAGCCAGGGAAGAAAAGGAAAGAAUCGCUCGGAUAGCGGAGAGACAGAAACUGUACAACAAUUUAGAAUUCGAUGAAUCAGGAAAGCCGGAUGAGGUUGUGUUAGAUAAAGUUGUUUUGGAUUUUGAUCCGGAGACCAAAGAACCUUUGAUAGAGGUUGAUAAAGGACUCGUUAAGAAAUUGAAACCGCACCAGGCUAACGGUAUAAAGUUUAUGUGGAACGCAUGCUUCGAAAGUGUCAAGAGAAUCAAGAAAGACAAAGGCUCCGGAUGCAUACUGGCGCAUUGUAUGGGUCUAGGGAAGACGUUACAGGUGGUUUCCCUCACCCACACACUACUGACUCACAGCGAACUCACAGGCGUGAACCGCGUGCUAGUAGUGUGUCCUCUCUCCACGGUCCUCAACUGGGUCAACGAGUUCCGUAUAUGGUUAAAACACACUGAGAACGAAUAUGACGUCGAGGUUUACGAAUUGUCAAGAUUCAAACAGAACAGCGAGCGCUCUUACCAGUUGUCGUCGUGGUUCGCGAGCGGCGGAGUGUGUGUGCUGGGGUACGAGAUGUUCAGGAACCUGUCCUCCGACACCAACAAGAAGUUCAAGAAGAAGAUGAUGAAGAGCUUCCAGGAGAGCCUCGUGGACCCCGGUCCGGACUUGGUGGUGUGUGACGAGGGACAUCUCUUGAAGAAUGAGAAGACGAGCCUGUCUCAGGCAAUGAACCGAGUGAGGACGCUGAGACGGAUAGUACUCACUGGAACACCGCUACAGAAUAAUCUUAAAGAGUAUUACUGCAUGGUUCAAUUCGUGAAGCCGAAUCUGCUGGGGAAGUACAACGAGUAUCUCAAUAGAUUCGUCAAUCCUAUAACAAACGGACAGUACACCGACUCUACGGAACAUGAUAUAAAAGUUAUGAAGAGACGGUCACAUGUACUGCACAAGAUGUUAGACGGAGCUGUACAGAGGCGAGACUACGGGGUGCUGGCGCCCUUCCUGCCUCCCAAACACGAAUACGUGCUGUUCAUAACACUCACAGAAGUACAGAUCAAGUUGUAUCAACACUACCUUGAUAAUUAUUCUAGGAAACCGCUGGCUGGUAAAUCUUCAGGAUUCCUGUUCCCCGACUUUCAAUCCCUACAAAGGAUAUGGACACAUCCACUUGUACUUAAGUAUAACUCGGAGAGAUAUGAAAUUAUGCAACAGAAGAAGAGGGAGAGAGAGGAAGAAGAUUCUGAGAUGUCUGAUUUCAUAGAUGAUGACUCCACACCGGAGGAAUCUUCUACAGAAGAAUCGUCAGAUAGUUUAUCUGAUAUGAGCGAUGACAGUCGAAAGAAAAGUAAGAAGAAGAAGUCGGGGAAGAAAGGUAAAGGAAAAGAUAGCAAGGUGACGCGACGAGGCACGCGAGCAAAUCCAGUGGAGAUGGAGGACGAGCCGGCCGUCGUCGAGUCAAGGGAUCUGAAGACGGAGAACCCCACCGAGUGGUGGAUGACGCUGGUCAGCGAGGAUGAGCUGGACGACAUGCGGCACUCGCACAAGCUGGUGCUGCUGUUCGAUAUACUGAGGCAGUGCGAGGCCAUUGGGGACAAACUGCUGGUGUUUUCUCAAUCUCUGUACUCGUUGGAUCUGAUCGAACAUUUCCUGGGUAAAGUGGAUGACGCUACGCAGGAGGGGAGAGUCGAUGAAAAACUAAAUGGACAUGUUGGUUCCUGGUCGCCCGGCAUCGAUUACUUCAGACUGGACGGGUCCACGUCGUGUGAGAACAGAUCUAUAUGGUGCAAGAACUUUAACAGGGAAGAUAACCCUCGAGCGAGAUUGUUCCUGAUCUCGACUCGCGCGGGCGGUCUGGGCAUCAACCUGGUUGCAGCCAACCGGGUGGUCAUCUUCGACGUGUCGUGGAACCCCUCGCACGACGUGCAGAGCAUAUUCAGAGUGUACCGCUUUGGACAGAAGAAACCCUGCUAUAUAUACCGGUUCUUGGCUAUGGGCACAAUGGAAGAAAAGAUCUACGAGCGUCAAGUAACGAAACAGGCGAUAUCAAAACGAGUUAUAGACGAACAACAAAUAGAUCGACACUACGCCGAGAACGACCUCGCUGAGCUAUACAAGUUCGAACCGAACCCGCCGCCCAGAGAAAUACCGCCGCUACCUAAAGACAGGCUGUUCGCUGAGAUGCUCAAGGAACACGAGACACAGAUCUACAAAUAUCACGAGCACGACUCGCUGCUGGAGAACAAGGAGGAGGAGACUUUAACGGAGGAGGAGAGGAAGGCGGCCUGGGAGGACUUCGAGAACGAGAAGACGCGCCCGCCGCCCGCAGCCUUCAGCUACAACAUGCACAACGGAAUGAUGCCAGGUCUAUUCGCUCAACAACAACAGCUGGCGUAUGCAGCGCUAGCGGCCAUGUUGAGGAAGGAAACGCCCGGAAUAAACGACAGUCAAAUAAGAGACAUGCAGACACUGCUAUACAACUCAAACCCAGCCAUAUUCGGUGGAUAUGACUAUGGCCUGAUGCAGAAAAUGGGUGAAAUAUAUAAAUACGCUCAGCCGGGUAUGAUGAACCCGGGCAUGAUGAACGCAGGGAUGGUGAAUCCAGGCGGUGGUAUGGGUGGCAGUAGCGGCCUUCAGUACGAGCCGCCCUGGCAGCGACAACAACAGAUGAGAAUGCAACAACUCAUGCAACAACAAAAUAUGGGUGCAAAGUACUACGCAGGGGGUCUCGGCAGUCGCGACCCGGUGGCGAUGGCGCUGCAGCAGCAGAGGGCGAGGGAGAUGAUGCUGGGCGAGCGGGCACGGCCGCGGGGACGACCGCCGGGACGAGCGAACAUACACCCGCCCGUACAGACUACCACGGAUGUAGUCAACCUGGACUCGGACUAG
Messenger RNA from Danaus chrysippus (African queen), 3624 nucleotides. The record is from the annotation of a GenBank genome assembly. NCBI's taxonomy places the organism in Eukaryota, Metazoa, Arthropoda, Insecta, Lepidoptera, Nymphalidae.